Molecule: messenger RNA, 5927 nt
Organism: Malus domestica (apple)
Lineage: Eukaryota; Viridiplantae; Streptophyta; Magnoliopsida; Rosales; Rosaceae
Cellular component (GO): nucleus
Molecular function (GO): chromatin binding
Source: RefSeq, a predicted model, not a curated record
CUUUGCUUUUAGCUUUCUGGUUCCUUCUCUUCGACGUUCUCUCUCUAACUUCUCUCUCUACAGUAGACCGAAAGGCGGCUCGAAAUUGGGACUUAUCGUUGCAUCUGAGCUUCAAUUAGAUCGGGACUUGUUGUGUGGAAUCUAUAAUCGUCUCAAUUCGAUCAGGAAUUCGGAGUUUCGCUGCGUUUGGAUUCGUUUGGGGGCAAAAUUAGGGUUUCAUUUCAGGGGAAGCUGUCGAUCGGGGGAUUCGUGGACGGCGGACGGGCGGAGUGGCGUGGAAAAGGAUGGAUUUUGGUGGGAAUUGAGGGGCGAGAUUGAUGGUAGUUGUUGGAAUUGAAGGCGGGAUCGCGGCUGGGAUUUGGGAAAAUGCAAGGCUAUGCAUGGGAGGGGAGGUGAGGAGAGGAAACGGAGUUGGCACAUGUUGACAGUACCCACGCGUGUAUCUGUGGCCGAUGGUUCUUCUUCAUCAUCCUCGUCUUCGCCCAAUUCGUUUUUCAAGGACGGACGUAAGAUCAGUGUUGGCGAUUGUGCUCUUUUCAAACCACCCCAGGAUUCUCCACCCUUCAUUGGAAUAAUUCGUUGUGUGACUACAGGCAUAGAGAACAAGUUAAAAUUAGGUGUUAAUUGGCUUUAUCGACCUGCUGAAAUAAAGCUUGGCAAAGGCAUCCUGUUGGAUGCUGCGCUGAAUGAAAUUUUUUAUUCCUUUCAUAAGGAUGAGAUUCCUGCCGCAUCGUUACUUCAUCCGUGUAAAGUCGCGUUCCUUCCUAAAGGUGUUGAUCUUCCGUCAGGGACUUCAUCUUUUGUGUGCCGGCGUGUUUACGACAUCACAAAUAAUUGUCUAUGGUGGCUAACUGAUCAGGACUAUAUUAAUGAGCGACAAGAGGAGGUAGAUCAAUUGUUGUACAAAACUCGAGUAGAAAUGCAUGCAACUGUGCAGUCUGGUGGCCGAUCCCCGAAACCAAUGAAUGGUCCAACGGCAGCAUCACAGGUAAAAGUUGAGUCAGAUGGUGUCCAGAAUAGCGCCUCAUCUUUUUCCUCUCUAGUGAAGGGGAAAAAAAGGGAGCGAGGCGAUCAAGGUUCUGAACCUGUCAAACGAGAACGCACUAUGAAAAUGGAUGAUGGGGAUUCUGGCAGCUUUAGACAGGAAAGCACUAUAAAAUCUGAACCUGUCAAACGAGAACGUACUAUGAAAAUGGAUGAUGGGGAUUAUGGCAGCUUUAGACAGGAAAGCACUUUAAAAUCUGAACCUGUCAAACGAGAACGCAUUAUGAAAAUGGAUGAUGGGGAUUCUGGCAGCUUUAGACAGGAAAGCACUUUAAAAUCUGAAAUUGCCAAAAUAACAGAAAAAGGAGGGCUUUUAGAUUCUGAAGGGGUUAAGAAAUUGCUGCAGCUCAUGUUGCCGGAUGAAAAUGAGAAAAAAGUAGACUUGGCUGGCCGGUUAAUGCUUGCUAGUGUCAUAGCAGCCACAGAUAAAUUUGAUUGCCUUAGUCAAUUUGUGUUCAAGGGUGUGCCAGUAUUCGAUGAAUGGAUCCAAGAGGUUGGACAUAAAGGGAAGGCAGGUGAUGGGAAUGGACCCAAAGAUAGUGACAAAUCUAUAGAGGAGUUUCUCUUGGUUUUACUUCGGGCACUGGAUAAGCUGCCUGUUAAUCUUAAUGCUCUGCAAAUGUGUAACAUUGGAAAGUCUGUAAAUCACUUACGGAUGCAUAAGAACUUGGAAAUACAAAAGAAAGCAAGAAGCUUAGUUGAUACAUGGAAGAAACGAGUUGAAGCUGAAAUGGAUGCUAAGUCCAAUUUAAAUGCGGCCGUCUCCUGGUCUCCAAGACCACGCCUCCCAGAAGUUUCUCAUGGUGGAAACAGACAUUCUGGUGGAUCCGCUGAUGUUGCCGUGAAGAGCUCGGUCACACAGCUUUCUGCAUCCAAAUCUGCUUCAGUUAAGCUUGUCCAUGGAGAUAGUACCAAAUCUGCUUCGGUAUCCCCGGGAUCUUUGAAAUCGGUUCCCUCACCAGUGUCAGCAAGUUCUAACUUAAAAGAUGGACUGCCUCAAAUUGUUGCUGUUGGCGUCACAGUUGAUCUUCCUUCGACAACUCCAAGGGAUGAGAAAAGUAGCAGUUCUAGUCAAUCUCACAACAACAGUCAGUCGUGUUCGAAUGAUCAUGCAAGAACUGGAGGUAUGUUUGGAAAAGAGGAUGCGAGGAGCUCUACUGCUGGUUCAAUGAAUGUGAAAGUAUCGGGUGGCUCUUCCCGACCUCGGAAAUCAGCCAAUGGCUUCCCAGGACCCGCUCUCUCUGGAGUUCAAAGAGAAACCGUGUCAAGCAGAAGGUCGUCUUUGCACAAGAAUCCAGCUCCAGAAAAAUCAUCACAGCCAGGAUUGACAAGUGAAAAGGUACUAGAUGGACCUUCUGCUGAGGGAAAUGGACCUUCUGCUGAGGGAAAUGGACCCAAGUUGAUUGUUAAGAUUCCAAAUCGUGGUCGCAGUCCUGCACAAAGUGGCAGCGGAGGUUCGUCUGAAGAUCCUUUAAAUACUAUUUGCAGAGCUGCUUCUCCCAUGCAAAAGGUUGAUGCUUAUCGAGCCACCGUUGCCUCAGAUGUGAACAACGAGUCAUGGCAAAGUAAUGAUUUCAAAGAUGUACUGACUGGCUCGGAUGAGGGCAAUGGGUCCCCAGCUGCUGUUACUGAUGAAGAGCAUUGUAGGCCUGGUGACAAUCCUAAGAAGAUUGCAGAAGUCCCAAAAGCUGCUUCCUCGUCAUCUGGGAACGAAAAGUCAGGGAACUUGCAGGAUGCUUCCUUCAGCUCUAUACAUGCAUUAAUUGAAAGCUGUGCGAAGUAUUCUGAAGGUAAUGCCUCUUUGUCAGCUGGAGAUGAACUUGGUAUGAAUCUGCUUGCUAGUGUUGCUGGAGAGAUGUCUAAAUCUGAAUCCCCAACUGAUUCACCUCAAAGGUCUACCCCAGUAUCUGAGCAUCUCUGCAAAGCCACUGAUUCUAGAGUCAAAUCACCUCCUGUUGAUGAGCUUGCUCGAGAUGAAAGUCAGUCUAAUGAUGGCCCUGAUGAUGAAUAUGAGAAGCAUGGUGUUGCAUCCACUACUUAUGGGACGAAGAAUGGGGUUGUCAAAUCUUCUUCUUCCCUGCCUGAACAGUCUUCUGUAGCAGAGGACACUGGAAAUCUAUGCUCCUCCAGUAGAAGUUUUCAUCAUUCUGCAGAACCCACCCCAGAAAGCAAAGAAAAAUCCAUGGAAGUUAAGUUAGCUCCUUUUACCGCUUCCCCUCCUAGUACAGUUGAGAAAAUUAUGGGCGGUGAAGGAUUACCCCUUCAAGACAAAAAUGUGGUUGGUGGAGCGAGUGCUGAUGGCAGUUCAGAAAAUAAGGUCAGUGAUGUUAGUUCGAGGGUAGUGAUGGGGAAAGAAGCCAUUGAAGAAUCUUCCUUGCACCCAGAGUUUGAUGUUGAUGGUAAGAUAGAAACUUCAAGUCAUGAAGGGAGUGUUCAUACGGAGGAGAAACCAUCUAGUUUAAAGAGGCAUUCUGAGUUAGGGAAAGGAACCUGCAAAGAAGUGCCACUUUCUUCUGGUUUUCGUAAGGGUUUGAUCUCAGAAAAUGUCAGUGAACUGAAGGCUGAAAAAGAUGAUGAAAAGGAUGGCCGGAGUUAUUGUAAUCAGGCUGAAAAUCACCGAAUUGAUUCAGAAAGUAAUGGUCCUGCCACUUUGAAAACAGAAAAUAAUGAUCUUACAACUCCCGAGGGUCGAGCUCUAGGUGGCUCUAGUUCCGCUGCUACUGAAAACACAGGUGAACAUGUAGAGGAGAAUAUGAAAAGUAAAGAAGCUAAUGAUCAAGUUGUUGAACCUGGUAUUACCAAUGUUUCACCUGAUAUUCCCAUGCAAGAAGUAGAAGAGUAUUUGAGGUCUAAGAGGUCUAAGUUAACCAACAUGGAAUCAGAAGAAGCUGAGGAAUGUACAUCUACAACUGCAGAUGCUUCUUCUGUGUCUGCUGCAGGGGCAGCAGAUGUGGAUGCAAAAGUGGAGUUUGAUUUGAAUGAAGGCUUUAAUGCCGAUGAUGGGAAAUAUGGAGAGCCAAAUAACUUGACAGCACCUGGAUGUUCAACAGCUCAUCAGUUGAUUAGCCCGGUUCCUUUUGCUGUUUCUUCUGUGUCUAGUGGCCUUCCUGCUUCAGUUACAGUUCCUGCUGCAGCAAAAGGGCCUUGUGUUCCGCCAGAGGACCUGUUGAAGAGUAAAGGGGGGGAGGUUGGUUGGAGGGGAUCAGCAGCUACAAGUGCAUUUCGGCCAGCUGAACCCAGAAAAGUUCAAGAAAUUCCACUGGGUACAAGUAUUUCAGUUCCCAACCCUACACCGAGCAAGAAAGGACGCCCAGCUUUAGACAUUGACUUGAAUGUACCUGAUGAAAGAAUUCUCGAGGAUAUGGCUUCUCAAAGUUCUGCUCAAGAGACAUGUUCUCUUGCUGACACAAUAAACAAUGAAACUUUUGCAGGUGAUCAAUCGAUGAGUAUUGCACCCGUUCGCAGCUCUGGAGGUCUUGACCUUGACUUGAAUCAAGUUGAUGAGGCUUCUGAAAAGUGUAAUUAUCCAUUGAGCAAUAGUCGCCGAAUGGAUAACCAAUUCCCAUCAAUAAAAUCAAGUGGACCUGUCAAUGGAGAAGUUAGUCUUCGUAGGGAUUUUGAUUUGAAUAACGGACCUGUUGUCGAUGAGUUGUGUGCUGAACCGGCAGUGUUUAGUCAGCAUAGCAGGAGCAGUGUGCCAUCUCAACCACCUGUUUCUGGUUUUAGGAUGAACAAUACAGACAUAGGGAAUUUCUCAUCAUGGUUUCCUCCAGGCAGUACGUAUUCUGCAGUCGCAAUUCCUUCAAUUAUGUCAGAUCGUGGAGAGCAACCAUUCCCAAUUGUUGCAACUGGUGGACCACAGAGGAUGUUGGGUCCCCCAAGUAGUAGCAACCCUUUCAAUCCUGAUAUGUACAGGGGGCCGGUGUUGUCAUCUUCCCCAGCAAUGAACUAUCCUUCUACUUCUUUUCCGUAUCCAGUUUUUCCUUUUGGAAACAAUUUUCCUCUGCCCUCGGCCGCUUUUCCAGGCAGUUCAGCAACAUAUCUUGAUUCAUCAUCUGCUGGGAGGCUUUUUCCUGCUGUUCGUUCCCAGUUGUUAGGACCCGCUGGUGUGCUUUCGUCCAGUUACCCAAGGCCUUAUGUUGUUAAUCUUCCUGAUGGUAGCAAUAACAGUAGCGGGGAAAGCAGUAGGAAAUGGGGAAGACAAGGCCUUGAUCUCAAUGCAGGGCCUGGAGGCCCAGACUUAGACGGGAGAGAUGUGACAUCACCUCUUGUCCCGCGGCAACUACCUGUUGUCAGUUCACAAGCCCUGGCUGAGGACCAAGCAAGGAUGUUCCAGAUGCAAGGUGGCACCUUUAAAAGGAAGGAACCCGAGGGGGGUUGGGACGGCUAUAGACAGUCUUCGUGGAAAUAGGCGUGUCUAAUGGAAGAGUUUGGCGACUCAUGAAAGCUUUGCUUUGAGGAUCGGCAUUUGGUAAACGAACCCCCACGAGGUCAUUGUCUAAGCUUGUGUGCUUCUGGAGGAUGGGCGGUAAGUGAGUUAUUUGAUGUUGUUCAUGGUCUCCGAUCCCCUCCCCGUUGAUGUGUCAGUUGCAAUCUUGAAAGAUAAAUGGGUUCUUCAAGCUGUUUGUUCCUUGAAUUUGUUAUGGGCAGACGCUGUCUUGUUUCCGCUUUGUAGAUAUUCUAACAGUUAGAAAACAUACUGUGGUUCCCAUACACAAUCUUUGGUGCCCCUUUUGGUCUUCAAUGCAUUAGAUAUAAACUGAAAAUAAUCUUCGUCGUUGCCAAACGUCUACAUUGUCGAAGUUCAACUGCUCAAAACAGAAGCUUCUGUGUGUGGCACUGUUAGGUUGUUAAUUUAUCUUUUCAUGCUCGUUACUGCGGUU